Molecule: messenger RNA, 927 nt
Organism: Durusdinium trenchii
Lineage: Eukaryota; Dinophyceae; Suessiales; Symbiodiniaceae
Source: the annotation of a GenBank genome assembly
AUGUCAACGGUUCUGCCGGAGAUCUCGGGCUCCAGAUCACCAGAGGGCAAGAGCAAGAAGAAUGCAUUGAGUUCCAAGUUCCAGCCGACCUCGCAGGCGCGCCAUGGUUACCUUGGCCACUUAUGCCUUCAAAAUUCCCAGGAGGAUCCUGCACAAGCCUUGCGGAACAUCACAGCGCUCGAUGCUCCAAGUUUCCUACCCAACGUCAUGACGCUGCAGAGGGCCUCCACGCCGUGGCAGUACAACACGCCGUGCCGGCAGCUGGAGGGGCCGUUGCCCACCGAGUCCUCACAGAUGGGUGAUGAGUCGCCCAGCAGAGGUAGCCAGAUGUUGAACUCGACCAGUCGGCAGAGCAUCUCCGCCUCCGCCUCUGCGCCCAUGCCUGCGAACUACGUCCGGCGGAUCCGACGCAAGGCACAGCUCUCCAGGAAUGCGCACGACUACAGGCAGCAGAUCGCGGAUCUCAAGAUGCUCGCGGACUCUGCCAGUCGUUCAGGCAACGUCUAUCAGGCUUUGCAGGCCUACCACAAGAUGGGUGUGGUCUUUGACAACCAGGGCAUGUAUGAUGAGGCCAUUAUGAAGUACAAACAGUUCUUGGCGCUGUGCAUUACCUCCAAGAACACUCAGGGCGAGGCAUUAGCGUACAACUGCCUGGGCAUUGACUGCUUCAAGAUGGGGCAGUAUGACGAGGCGAUCCAGUAUCACAACAAGCACCUGGAAUUGGCUGAUAGCACUGGCCGCUUGAUCGCCCAUACCAACCUGGGCAUCGUGUUCCAGGCCAUGGGGCUCUCGGAACAUGCGGCCAUCCAUCAUCAGCAUGCCAUCGAGUAUGCCAAUCGCAUGGGCUCAAAGGCGAAGGGGAAGUUGGGAUGGCCAUCGACGGGACGGCCGCCAUUGGAAGAGAGAACGGUUGUUGUUGUUUGGUAG